AUGGCUCGCACUGAGUCGCAGCUCCAGUCCGUGGCCGAGGAGUGCCGCGCCAAAGGGGCUGCCAAAACCGCCGUUAUCCCCUGCGACAUGAGCGACGGCCAAGCCGUGCAGUCUACAGUUGAAAAGUUUACCGGAGAGCAUGGCUUCCCCAAAGUAUUGGUCAACUGCGCUGGCAUGAUGGCCAAGGGUCACGCCAAGGAAGGCGAUCCUGACGAGUGGGACAAGAUGAUGGCCAUCAACGUCUCGGCACCCAUGCGUCUGACGCGCUACCUGAGCCCUGAGAUGGCCAAGAGCGGUGGCGGCUGCAUUAUCAACAUUGGCAGCGUUGCCGCUGUGGAACCCAUGCAGAGCUCGGGGGCCUACGCUGCCUCCAAGCAUGCCUUGCGCGGCUGGAGUUUGAGCUGCUACCAGGCCCUUCGCCACGAUAACAUCAAGGUUGUGCUCAUCAACCCGGCCUUUGUCAACACGGAGCUCGUGGCUAGCGUCCAAGGCGUCAUCAAAGGCACCAGUCGUGAAUGCCGGAGUGUGUCGCAAGAAUGGAACAUGCGCCGGGCCAUGGCUGAUGCCGUGCGCUCAGAUGUCAGUGACACUGAUUGGCCAGGUGACGCCCUGGACGAAUCUGCACGCAUACAGCAGCCCGCAGAUACAGGCCCCCGGAUCGAUUGGGGUCAGUUCGCAGAGACAGCCGAGGGCGUACCUCUACCAGCCGUCCGCCAACAGUUCGGCAACGACCGCCCCGACCAUGCAGAAAGCGACGAUGAGGUAGCACUUGACUUGACCUCCGUUGGCGCUUCCGUGCGUCAGCGAAAGGGCAAGUCGGGACCUCGCAAGCCAAGUCAGAAGCGCGAUGCUGAAGCUAGAAAUCCAAUCGCUGAAGUCCUCGAUCAUGAGGCGCGCCGCUUCCCGAGGCCAGCCCAGCAACCACGCCUGCAGUAUGCCAUCAAAGAUGGCGAACACACGCCUGUUCAUUGCUCUCGCCCGAAACCCAGACUAGAUACAACACACGCAUCCCGGCCAACCCAGUCCGUCACACACAGCCGCAACGGUGCCGAAUCUCCUCCCGCGUCGACGGCCACGACAUCCAAGCCAAUGUCCAUCGCCGCAGCACUGGUGCUCAAGCGCUCCCAACCCGCUGCGCCCACAACCGAACCGGUUAUCCAAACAUCGAAAGCGCCCCCGCACAAGAGCCCAGCCCUGGCGCCAGCCAAAAAAACUAUGCCUAUCCACUCGAUGCCAACACCCACAGCGUGUCCCGCACCGACAGCAACCGCGAUUAAGGUCUCACGCCCUGACCAGUUUGAAGCCCAACCCCAGCCUCCUGCACCAGCAGCCGUCUCGUGGUCGAGUUUCGCCUUCCAACGCGACAGCAGCUCAGACGACGACGAGUAUUGA
Messenger RNA from Monosiga brevicollis MX1, 1392 nucleotides. RefSeq lists its product as uncharacterized. The transcript is spliced from 7 exons. The record is from RefSeq and is a predicted model, not a curated record. The coding region runs from base 1 to 1392 and encodes 463 amino acids. Lineage: Eukaryota; Choanoflagellata; Craspedida; Salpingoecidae.